Aspergillus brunneoviolaceus CBS 621.78 is the source of this 2249-nucleotide messenger RNA. RefSeq names its product TrmH family RNA methyltransferase. The coding region runs from base 213 to 2069 and encodes 618 amino acids. The transcript has a single exon. Gene Ontology annotation, biological process: rRNA methylation. The record is from RefSeq and is a predicted model, not a curated record. Lineage: Eukaryota; Fungi; Ascomycota; Eurotiomycetes; Eurotiales; Aspergillaceae. Gene Ontology annotation, cellular component: mitochondrion. Gene Ontology annotation, molecular function: RNA binding; RNA methyltransferase activity.
GUCGCUUCCACUCGGCUUGCUGUCCCUGCUCAAUUCUCCUCGCAUGCUUCAGGUCUCUUCUAACGAAUAACGCCCGUGCUUACUGCUGUGUCUUUAUCCCUCAUUUCCCGUCAUUCCCUCACGAAUACUCGUCACGGAACUCAGAACUGUCACCACAGCCUCGCCACCAGAAACCAGAAACCGCCGUCGCAAGCAGACGCUUCGUCCUUGUGAUGUCCCUCCCUCGAACCCUCUCGAAAAGCCUGCGACUCUCGCACAGCACGCCGCUGUGCGUGCGCCUGCACCCUGCCUCCGGCAGCACGAGCGUCCGCCAUGCCUCGCUGACUUCGGCCAUCCAUGCCGGGAUCCGUCGCUCCCGAUUCCGGGAGGAUAAGCUGGAUGGGGGACGAGAGGAACGGUCGGGGCGGUCACUGUCCGCGCGGAUGGAGAGGGAGCGGGGUGAGGAUCGCAGGAAUAAGAAACAUGAUAAACACGAUAGGGGGUCUCGGGGUGGUGCCAGGCGCGGAAGAGGCGACGGCGAGCGGGCGGUAUCAUCGUCCAGGAAGGGUCGGGCUUGGGAGACGGAAGCGUCAACAUCUAGGGAGGGUCGGGCUUGGGAGACGGAAGAACGGGGAUCCAACCAGAACGAGGGAUAUGAACGAAGGCGCAAUAGACGCGAGGAGGGCCCCCGGGAUGGGUCCCGGUUUCCCUCGUUCCAGCGCGGUGAGAAGUCUGCCGACACGCGGACGACCCUGAACGUCAAGAAGUCCUUCCUAGGCGCGCAAUUCGACGAGGUCGAGUUCAUCCGCACGGGCAACUUCAAGAAGCUCUCCAGGGAUAAUGAUCGGGGCGCGAACGGCGACAAGAGCGGCCACGACUAUAAGCAGGGCCGGCGAGGUCGAGUGUCGAAUUUCGACCGAAGCGACAGCAGCACGCAGGACCUCCGGCCCUCGCCCUCGAAGCAGAAACCCGGCAACGCGCGGCGCAAGGUCGGGCAGUACACCCACGAGAGCACCGACCAGGUCCCCGAACGCGUCAAGGCGCACGUGCUGCCCCCGGCCGACAUCCCCUACACGACGCCAGCGUCGCAGUUCGUCUUCGGCACGGCGGCGGUCGAGGCGGCGCUGCGCUGCACGCGGCGCCAGCUCUACAAGCUCUACAUCUACCAGUCCGAGGGCGAGAGCCUGUCCGAGGCCAAGUCGGCGAUCCGCAAGCUGGCGCUGCUCAACAACGUGCCGGUCAAGAUGGCCUUCGCGGAGUGGGAUCGGCUCCUCGACAAGAUGAGCGCGGGCCGCCCCCACAACGGGGUCGUGCUGGAGGCCUCGCCCCUCCCGCAGCUGCCCGUAGCGCACUUCCACCGCGUCGCUUCGGUCGCGGAGGAGAACUUCCAGGUCGAGCUGGGCGUGCAGUCGCGCGAGGAGGCCGCCGUCAACGGCACGGACACCCUCGUGCCCAUCAACCAUGCUCGCUGGCUCGCCGAUCACCCCGAUGCCACGGACAGCACCCACCGCUACCCCGUCGUGCUGUUGCUGGACGGCGUGCAGGACCCCGGCAACAUGGGCGCCAUCAUCCGCUCCGCGUAUUACCUGGGGAUCGACGCCGUGGUUCUGGCGGGCCGCAACUCGGCCCCGCUGACCCCGGUCACCAUCAAGGCCUCCGCCGGCGCCGCGGAGAACAUGCCGCUGCUGGCCGUGCGCAACGAGCAGGAGUUCAUCGCCAAGUCCAAGGAGAACGGCUGGCGGUUCUUCGCCGCGGACAUGCCGGGCCCCGCCUCCCAGGUGGUUUCGGACAUUGGCGGUGGCACCGCGGAGGGCCCGGCGACCGCGCAGGCGCCCUGCGUGCUGAUGAUGGGCAGUGAGGGGACCGGGUUGAGUACCCAUCUGCUGUCGGCUGCGGACGUGAAGGUGGGGAUCCCCGGCGCGCGGUUCGAUCCGCGGCUGGGGGUGGAGAGUGAUCCCGCGCGCGUGGACAGUCUGAAUGUCAGUGUUGCGGCGGCGCUGUUGAUGGAGCGGAUCCUGCAGUCGCCGGUUAUGGUGGAUGAGUCGGCGGGGAAGAAGACGAAGACGACGAAGGGGAAGGGUCGGAAGUAGCCGGGUUGACUUGGGUGUGUAUUCUUUGCACGAGUGAUUACGUUUUGUAUACAUCAACCAGCAGAUGGACAUUGAGCUGGAUUUCCCUUUCUGCAUGGACGAGUCGAUUAAGGAAACUAGACGAAUAUUUGAUAGUGAUAGCGCUGAAUGAGCCAUGAAAAUACCUCAUCGUUCACAAAA